AUGCUGCGGCCGGCGAUUUCGGAUCCGGUGCUCAUCAAACCCAAUGAAAUCAACUUCCUCCGCAGCUGGAACUUUGGCCGAGGUUAGUCAGUCUCUCAAUUGUUCAUUGUCUGUCAACAAGAGGAAAUAAAAUAGGAAAAAAAAUAAGUCGAGCGAUUAUAAUCUGUAAAUUUAAGAGGAGUAGAAAGUUUCAAGGAGAAAAGGGAAAAGUAUCUAUGACGCAUAGAAAUUCAAGAAUCGAAGCCCACUAUUCGGUUACGUAGUUGUUAUGGAUGAUUUUGUGGAAGACCAAUCAGACAGGCUUUUGUUAGAGCAAAAUGGUGAUAUUGUCAUGUCGGAAAAUGAGUAAUCUGUCUGAUUUUGAUUGCAUUUCAAAUGUUAUCCCCCAAGCGCUCGGUUUCUCCUCGUGCGUAAGCUUGACGUACGUUUGUAUACUGCGAUGAGAACUGCAACCCUAUCAUUUAGCUAACCACCUCAUUAGAAAGUUAUUUUUAGAAAUCUAGAAAGCUCCCGCAUCAUUCUCUUCAUUAGUCCAUUAUUCGACUUAGAGCUCGAAUCAAAAGUGAAUUAUUCGAAUUGCUACGGCCCUGAACCCUAUGAAAAGCCUUAUUUCAGAACCGGAUCUACCUUCCAACUCUUCCAGCAGCGAACACCUUUUUGGCGGCAUUUACAUGUGCCUCUCUGACGUAAGUGUCUUGAUCCUUUGCACUUCCCUCCUUCCUCAUUCUUUUUCCGUUCCUGUCCUGUGUAAUCCGUCCUUAGUACCAUCCAUUCAAUGUUAUUUCUUUAGAACAACGCCAACGACACAAAGAUGCCGAAAAGCGAACGUGAGAAAAGACAGAAGAAGUUGGAGUUCCAACUGAAAAGGAGGAAUUCCGUACUUAUGGCCAACUACAAAGAAGAGUUAAGCUUGCCCGGUUCGUCGAUUUUUCAUUAUUUCUGCUUGAAAGCUCAACUUUGGCUCGCUUUGUUUUGGGCUCGUUUUCCUCUUCCGAAUGACGUACUUUUACGAUCGGCAACCGAGAAUCCGCCCCAAAACAAACGUGCUAACCACCCGAAGCGAAACCACAAGUCGAACCACACAUCAAGUUUUCCAUAUUUCACGAAACCAUUUAGAAACGCGUAAAUAUUUUGAAUUAAGCCUCUCCAUCUGGAAACCAUUCAUUUGUGAUUGAUUCAGGCGGCAUGAAAAGAUCCUAUUCCUGUGUGGAACUCGGAAAGAUAUAUUGUCGGGAGACAACUCAAACGAAACGAGUCUCUUUCUCGGUUACUGUACCUCCGCCGGCCUAUCCGGAUAUCGCAAAGACCACCUAUGAUUUGUGCCCUCCAAAGGUACAACAAGUUCUCAACUAAUUAGUUAGUUCUAUGAAAUAUUAGUUUUCAGAUCACAGCACGCCCAAUCCUGGUCAGGCGAAACACGACGUACUCCGGAAAGGACUGCCUUGUCCACAUGGACUUUGAUUCCUUCAUUGCGUGGCGGAGAGGAUCCAAGAUGAGCGAUGAUGUUGAAAAGCAGAAGAAAAUGAGUAAAAAGGAGAAAGAGGCGAAUGCUCUCGGCAAAACGAGGAAAUCCAGCAGUGACUCGAUCAAGAAGGAGGAGACUGAGAACCGAGAUUGGUGGAUUGUCAGAGUUAUGAAGGUAGGUAACCGGCUGAAACUUUUAGCCCAAUUCUUUAAUUUUCCCUUUUCAGUUGGGAUUCGAUAGUUGUUUUCAAAGGCGACGAGUCACUCCCAGCCCGCCACCAUCCACAAACGACGCGAUUGUCGUGUCGAUCGUAAACGCAAACUAA
Messenger RNA from Caenorhabditis sp. 36 PRJEB53466, 1790 nucleotides. Lineage: Eukaryota; Metazoa; Nematoda; Chromadorea; Rhabditida; Rhabditidae. The record is from the annotation of a GenBank genome assembly.